AUGCGAAAGUCCCAGAACUUAUCAUUCGUCCUCAAGGACGUCCAAAAAUUGGAGUUUGAAGAUCGCCCGCUUCCUCAAUUACAAGAUCCGAACGAUAUUUUGGUCAGAGUGAAAUUCACUGGAAUCUGUGGUAGCGAUGUCCAUUAUUGGAAGUGUGGACAGAUCGGCCCCUUCAAACUUGACCAGCCCAUGGUUCUUGGGCAUGAGUCCUCAGGAAUCGUCGAGCACCUAGGCAGCAAGGUCACGACAUUGAAGGUGGGUGACCGAGUCGCCAUGGAGCCUGGAGAGCCAUGCCGUCGUUGCAAUAAGUGCAAGAUUGGAAAAUAUAAUCUCUGUCCGGCGAUGGCUUUCGCGGCUACACCCCCUUACGACGGUACUCUUGCGAAAUAUUAUCGUCUUCCAGAAGAUUUCUGCUACAGGUUGCCGAACAGCAUGAGUCUGGAGCAAGGCGCUCUUGUUGAGCCGCUAGGUGUUGCAGUGCAUCUUGUCCGACAAGCAGAUAUAUCGCCAGGUGCAUCAGUGGUUGUUUUCGGUGCUGGACCGGUCGGCUUACUUUGCUGCGCGGUUGCAAAGAUAUUUGGUGCCGAGAAAGUGAUUGCCGUCGAUAUUCAACUUAGCAGAUUGGAUUUUGCGCGAAAGUUCGAAGCAACUUCGACCUUCUUGCCAGAGAAGGUCUCUGCCUCAGAAAAUGCUGAGCGUAUGAGAAUUGAAAAUGGACUGGGCGAUGGAGCAGACAUUGUGAUUGAUGCUUCUGGUGCAGAAGCUUCGAUCAACACUGGAAUUCAUGUUCUUCAUCCGGGCGGUACCUAUGUUCAAGGAGGCAUGGGUCGCGACGAAGUCAAUUUCCCCAUCACACUUGUAUGCAUGAAGGAAUUGAAUAUCAAGGGUAGCUUUCGGUAUUCUAGUGGUGAUUAUCAGCUCGCUAUCCAGCUUAUAUCCACAGGCAAAGUCAAGGCUGAGGACUUGAUUACAGAUAUUGUGAAGUUUGAGGAUGCUGAGCAAGCAUUCGAACAAGCUAAGGCAGGCACCGGCUUGAAAUUUCUCAUUGCAGGGCCUGCGGAGUAA
Messenger RNA from Penicillium waksmanii, 1065 nucleotides. RefSeq names its product NAD(P)-dependent alcohol dehydrogenase. The transcript is spliced from 3 exons. Gene Ontology annotation, biological process: D-sorbitol catabolic process. Gene Ontology annotation, molecular function: zinc ion binding; L-iditol 2-dehydrogenase (NAD+) activity. The record is from RefSeq and is a predicted model, not a curated record. Lineage: Eukaryota; Fungi; Ascomycota; Eurotiomycetes; Eurotiales; Aspergillaceae. The coding region runs from base 1 to 1065 and encodes 354 amino acids.